Molecule: messenger RNA, 785 nt
Organism: Diorhabda sublineata
Lineage: Eukaryota; Metazoa; Arthropoda; Insecta; Coleoptera; Chrysomelidae
Product: ankyrin repeat domain-containing protein 49-like
Exons: 4
Coding region: 71-661 (196 amino acids)
Molecular function (GO): protein binding
Source: RefSeq, a predicted model, not a curated record
AAUACAUAUAUUUUUGUUUACAAUCAUCAGAAUUAUUCUCAAAUAUUAAAAAAUAGUAUAUCAUUUAAAAAUGAAUGACGAGAGAUUUUUAGUUAGUGGAUGGGACGAUGAUCUCAAUGAUAUAGAUACUACAAGAAAUCCUAAAGAAAAAUUACAAAAAAAUAUUCUGGAUGCUUGCGAAAAAGGAAAUCUGGAACAAGUGAAAACACUUAUCGAAUCUAAUUCAAAUUUAAUAAAUGUAACGGAUAAAGAUGGUUAUACUCCUUUACACAGAGCAUGUUAUAGCAACAAUGUGGAUAUUGUUGAAUUUUUACUACAAAAUGGAGCUAAUAUAGCAGCAGAAACUGAAAUGCAGUGGCAACCGUUGCAUUCUUGUUGCCAGUGGAAUCACAAAGAAUGUGCAGCAGUUUUGAUUCAACAUGGUGCCGAUGUUAAUGCCUUAUCCCAAGGAGGUCAGACUCCUUUACAUAUAGCUGCUUCACAUGGUGCUUCAUUUGAAACUGUACAACUGCUUCUUAUGCAUCCAUUCAUUGAUCCUUCUAUAAAAAACAAUAGUAAUGAGACAGCUAAAGAUAUAGCUACAAGAAGUUCCAGGUUUUACAAUAUAUUCGAAAUGUGUGAUCCUCUUCUUGAUAUAAACAGUGUAAAGGAUUUGGAAUAGUUAUGUGAACAUAGAGGUACAUAAGAAAAAUGAGGAUGAAUUUGGAAGUGAUGGUUAUAAAUAAUGUAAAAAAAAAAUAUUUGUUUUUGUUUUAUUUUCAGUAAUAUAAAAUCUAUUGAAGCAA